Messenger RNA from Hippoglossus stenolepis (Pacific halibut), 1605 nucleotides. Its product is annotated as solute carrier family 22 member 4-like. Gene Ontology annotation, biological process: transmembrane transport. The transcript is spliced from 9 exons. Bases 1 to 1605 code for a protein of 534 amino acids. NCBI's taxonomy places the organism in Eukaryota, Metazoa, Chordata, Actinopteri, Pleuronectiformes, Pleuronectidae. The record is from RefSeq and is a predicted model, not a curated record. Gene Ontology annotation, molecular function: transmembrane transporter activity. Gene Ontology annotation, cellular component: membrane.
AUGGGAAACUUAAAAAUCAGGGACUACGACAGCAUCACAUCUUUUCUUGGAUCUUGGGGACCUUUCCAGCUGAGGAUUUUUCUGGCACUGGCCAUCAGCAUCCUCCCGAAUGGCUUCAUCGGCAUCUAUAUAGUAUUUGUGGGUGAUACCCCACCUCAUGAGUGCUAUAUCCCGGAGAACUACGGCAUCAGUGAGAUGUGGAGAAAUGUGACAAUCCCACUGGAAACAGUCAAUGGCAUCGAGAAGCGCAGCUCCUGCUCGAGGCUCAACCUGGACCUAGUCAGGAACUUCUCCCAGAAUGGAAUUGUUCUGAAUGUGGAUGUAAACGUGAGUGAAGUUCCUCUGGAGAGUUGUUUGGACGGGUGGACAUACAGCCACCAAAUCUACCAGUCCACCAUCGUCACAGAGUGGGACUUGGUUUGUGACAAUGCAUACAAAAUGCCACUGACCACCUCCAUCCAUUACUUCGGUGUGCUGUUGGGGGCAUUGAUCUCAGGCCAGAUGUCUGACAGGUAUGGACGGAAGCCUGCGCUCUUUUUCAUGAUGAUCCUUCAAACUUUGGCGAUCACAGCCCAGAUAUUCUCCCCAAGCUGGGGGGUCUUCACAUUUCUGUUCUUCUUGGCGGGUGCCGGGGGAUUUUCCAACUAUAUCAUUGGAUUUGUGCUGGGAACAGAAAUUCUAAGCCCAAAAGCCCGAGUGGUCUUCUGCUCCCUUGGGGUUUUCAUGGCCUCGGCUGUGGGUUACAUGGCAAUGCCUGCGGUGGCUUACUUCAUCCGUGAAUGGCGGAUGCUGCUGAUUCCCAUGGCGGCCUGUGGCCUGAUCUACAUCCCUCUGUGGUGGUUUGUUCCAGAGUCUCCUCGCUGGCUGCUCACUCAGGGACGCAUGAAGGAGGCCGAGGCCAUUCUGAGACGUGCUGCCAAGGAAAACCACAUCGAGGCUCCACAAGACAUUUUUACACAAGCUGAGAUUGACAACGCACUGGCCAUGAAAGACAAGAGAUACACCAUUUUAGACAUCUUGAGGAACUGCAACAUGUUCUCCAUCACAUUAAUUUGCUCACUCCUGUGGGUCAUCAUCACCCUCAGUUACUACGCUUUAAUCCUCAACACGUCCAACCUGCAUGGAGACCCUUACAUAAACUGCUUCUUGUCUGGUGUGACUGAGGUGCCAGCUUACCUUAUCGCUUUAUUACUGCUGCAGCACUGCUCCAGGCACAUCUGCCAGUCGUCUUCACUCUUCCUCGGGGGCGUGAUGAUCCUCUGUGUUCAGCUCGUUCCACUUGAUUUACCAAUUGUGGCCGUGAUCCUCGAGAUGCUGGGGAAGUUUGGCAUCACGUGUGCAUUUUGUGUCGUGUACGCCAUCUCGUCAGAGCUCUUCCCCACUGUUAUUAGAAACACAGCAAUGGGGUGUUGCUCCAUGUCUGCUCGGAUUGGAACCAUCAUGUCUCCCUUUAUCAUUUACCUGGGACAAUACUUCAGGGCACUGCCGUACAUAUUGAUGGGGGUUCUCGCCAUCUCUGGUGCCGUCUUGUGUCUCCUGCUGCCUGAAACGUUUGGGAAGACAUUGCCAGAGACCAUAACACAAAUGCAGCCGAUCUGGAGGUGA